Syngnathoides biaculeatus (alligator pipefish) is the source of this 2421-nucleotide messenger RNA. RefSeq names its product P2X purinoceptor 5-like. Gene Ontology annotation, biological process: response to ATP; monoatomic cation transmembrane transport. Gene Ontology annotation, cellular component: plasma membrane; nuclear inner membrane. Gene Ontology annotation, molecular function: purinergic nucleotide receptor activity; extracellularly ATP-gated monoatomic cation channel activity. The transcript has 12 exons. Bases 78 to 1256 code for a protein of 392 amino acids. Lineage: Eukaryota; Metazoa; Chordata; Actinopteri; Syngnathiformes; Syngnathidae. The record is from RefSeq and is a predicted model, not a curated record.
AUGAGCCCGGAGCGAGUUUUUGCCUUACUGGAGAGUUGCUCGAGCAUCUCAUUUCUUGACGGGACGACGAUCGCGCGAUGGCCGCGAGUGGCUGCAAAGGACGACUUCUCUCCCUUUUGGACUACAAAACGGAAAAAUACAUCGUGGCCGAGAAUAAAAAAGUUGGCAUUUUGUACAGACUCAUCCAGUUAUCUAUCAUCGGUUACAUUGUUGGGUGGGUUUUCUUGAGCAAGAAGGGCUACCAGGAGCAAGACGAGGCCAUCCAGAGCACCGUCAUGACCAAACUCAAGGGGGUCUCGGUGACCAACAGCACCGAUUCGGGCGUGCUGGUGUGGGGGCCGGAGGACUAUGUCAUCCCACCCCAGGGUGAAGCUGGUCUUUUUGUUAUCACCAAUUUCCUCGAGACGCCCAAUCAGAAGCUUGGAUACUGUGCUGAGAGCCCUAAAGUCCUGGAUGGAAAGUGUCAGGAGGACGAUGACUGUGAAGAAGGAAAACUAGUGGUGGCUGGUCACGGAAUUAUGAGUGGACGAUGCUUACGCUCACAUGAAAACUCCACUGGAACCUGUGAAAUCUUUGGCUGGUGUCCUGUUGAAAGAAAGUUUAAACCGCAAUCCCUGCUGACAAACGCAGAAAACUUCAGCAUCUACAUCAAGAAUUUCAUCCAAUUUCCCAAAUUCCAGUUUUCCAAGUCCAACAUUCUGGAGACUGCAGACGUGUCCUAUCUGAACUGCAGAUACGAUGAAAAACUCCAUCCAUACUGCCCCAUCUUUCGCCUGGGAGACAUCACCGCACGAGCAGGAUACAGCUUCGACGACAUGGCAACAUUUGGUGGCUCCAUCGGCAUCCAGAUCAGGUGGGACUGCGACCUUGACAAAGGUUACUCCGAGUGUCACCCACAGUACCGAUUCAGUCGCCAGGACAUCGCUGCCAACAACCAGACCGUCGCGAUGGGAUUUAACUUUAGACACGCUCGCUAUUACAAGAACGCCGCAGGCGAGAGUUACCGAUCCCUGUACAAAGUCUACGGAGUCCGGUUUAACAUCAUGGUGAACGGGAGGGCUGGAAUGUUCACUAUUGUCCCGACAGCCAUCAGUCUCGGUUCAGGUUUAGCUUUAAUGGGCGCAGGAGUGUUCUGCUGUGACAUGAUCCUUCUGUACAUCAUGAAGAACGGUACCGCUUAUCGGGAGAGGAAGUUUGAAGGAUCCAAGCAGUCAACAGCCGCUGGCAACCUCCGUGAAGUCAGACGGGAAAACUAGUCUGGCGUCUUAAUAGUUUAACUUUUGUAGAUUGUUGGCCUCACAGUUCUGAGGAUCAGGGUUCAAUCCCCGCCCUCCCUGCGUGGAGUUUGCAUGUUCUGCCCGUGCCUGCGUGGAUUUUACUCUCCGGGCACUCCGGUUUCCUCCCACAUCCCAAAAACAUGCAUUAAUUGGACACUCUAAAUUGUCCCUAGGUGAGUGCGACUGUUUGUCCCUAUUUGCCCUGCGAUUGGCUGGCGACCAGUUCAGGGUGUACCCUGGCUCCUGCCUGAUGGCAUGUGUGAUAGGCUCCAGUACUCCCCGCGACCCCUGUGAGGAUAAGCGGCAAAGAAAAUUGAUGGAUGGAAGGUAUCUGGAUGCCCUGUGGCACGAUGCUGCGUCUCGCAGGUCAGUGGUACUGCGACGGAGAUCUUUGGGCAUAGAGACUCGCGAUUGAUAGUUUGACAAUUUUUUUUAUAUUGCACUUCCAGGCCACGGUAUGUUGAUAAUCACACAUUCAGAGAUUUUCGCUUUGUGCAGGGGCGAAGCUACGUGGUGGCCAGGGGUGGCUGCGGUCAGACCGAAGGUCCAACAUUUCAUUUCAUGCAGCCCAAUAAAUAUUUUCGGGCAAUAACAUUGAAUAUGUGUGUACACUGCUUAAUCGAGAGAAACACAAUUUUUGAAAAUAGCAAUCUCGGCUUUCCUGUUAUUUUCCACUCCUUGCCAGGAGAUGUCACUCGAUCGGUCGCUUUGAGUCGCUCGAAGCGCUGCUUCCCUUUCUAUGUUGAGUCAGUACCUCCACUUUCUGCACAAAUAACCAAAUCACCGAUUAUUGCGGUCAGUUAUGGAUGGCAAACAAUGUAGUUUAACAAUUUAUUCCAAGUGUAAAAAAAAAAAAGCAGUUAAAAUCCAAGUGUCAAAGCUCGCCAACGACCACUGUUGAGUGUUGAGUUACAUAAGUAAAAAAUGUAAGUCAUUUCAAAUAAAAUUAGAAUAUUUAUCUUAUUUUUAUAAAUACAGGUUUUCAGUUAAGUUUUAGUGUGACAAAUAUUCAUUAUACAAAUAUCAUAAAAGGUAUAAAAGAAAUUCAAAUAAAUAAUAAAUUGAUGGCAAAAAUUUAAUUUAUGUCUCCAUGCCGCUUAUCCUCAUGAGGGUCACGCCUAUCCCAGCUGUCAACAGGCAGGAG